Messenger RNA from Pundamilia nyererei, 5753 nucleotides. RefSeq names its product ankyrin repeat and fibronectin type-III domain-containing protein 1. The transcript is spliced from 19 exons. Gene Ontology annotation, cellular component: spindle. Gene Ontology annotation, biological process: establishment of mitotic spindle orientation; regulation of establishment of bipolar cell polarity. The record is from RefSeq and is a predicted model, not a curated record. Gene Ontology annotation, molecular function: protein binding. The coding region runs from base 423 to 3593 and encodes 1056 amino acids. NCBI's taxonomy places the organism in Eukaryota, Metazoa, Chordata, Actinopteri, Cichliformes, Cichlidae.
AUGUGCGUGUGCGUCGGCUGUGGAAGGCUCGCCGGUCUGUCUCUCGUCUGUAGCGCUCAGGUGCGCUUCAUCCUCAUUCAGAGGUGAAAACUUUCCGAAACCGCUACCAUGGAUUAUAAGAUAUCAGCAGGCAGUCAUUUAUGAAAAUACAGUGAAAUAUGUUGAAGCAUCGCGGCAGAGUCGGAGGAAAGCCCGAUUAAAGCCGUUAAAGUCCUCUGUGACGGUUUCCACUGACUUUUAUCUUUUACUACUCUCUCCUCUCUAUCUGGCUCUAAAGCUGGACUCUUAAACUCUUUUUUUCCCCUCCAGCCUUUCACACUAUCUCUCCAACCUUUUCUUCAACCAUCCCCUGUUCCCCCGUAGCUCACAUCCUCUCCUGCUCUCGCCUGUCCUCUUUCAGACCUUUACUUUCUUCUCUUGUCAUGUCUGUAUCCAUGAGGAACCCACCACAGCGCCGGCGCUCUCUAGGUCCCGUCUCGCCCAAACGCAUCUACAGAAACCUGUCCUUCAGACUCAGGGGGGGUGGAGAGUCAUCUGUUGCCGCCGACUUGGAUGCGCCUAAACGCCCCAGCAAGUCUGCAGAUGCUUACAAGACCCUGUGGGAGGCAGUGGAAAAUGAGGAUACACUGGCUGUACAAAGCCUUCUGUCCAGAGACCGCAGCAGCGGUGGAGGAGGCGGAGGCGUAUGGGAGAAAGGAGAGAAAAAAGAGAGGGACUGGGAGAGGGACCGGGAGAAAGGGGUGAACAGAGUGAGUGAACAGGGGCUGGUCCCCCUGGAUGUGGCUGCCCUUACCCACAAUUCCCCGCUGCUUCAUGUACUGACAAAGGCAGGAGCCAGACACAACCCUGUUUUGUGCCGACCAGCGGAGUGGGCACUCAAGCUGGACGCUCUGGUGGCCUUGGCAGAUAAACGGACAGAAGAGAGGAAGACGGAGUUAGCGAAAAAGGCCGGGGCAGGCCCUCAGGCACAGGCUGAUCUUCAGAGGCACAUCCAGCUCUGGAGGCUGCGGCAGCAGCUGUACUAUCGGAUGAGAGAGAACUUCCAGAACACAGAGCUCCCGGGCUCCCCCAGUCAUGUGUCCAUCCUGGUGACGAGCACAUCCUCUCUGUUUGUGACAAUCAAAGAGCCAGAGGGGGACACGGUGGGGCUCAUCACCCGCUACAGAGUCGAAUGGAGCACCUCGGCCAGCUUCAAACGCAUCCUCGGCACGGCCCAAGUUAUAGAGACCAAGAACCCCUCCUACGUUAUCAAGGGGCUGACGGCAGGAGUGCAUUACUUCGUGAGAGUGAGCGCCUACAACGUGAAAGGAUGGGGCCCGCCUCAGUGCUCCACUCCAGCCAGCGCUGCCCCCUCCAGUUGGAGAGAGUGCGCUGGUGUAAAGUCACAGCUCAGAAAUCACGAGGCCCUCGUGAGGAAGCUGCUGGAAGAUGCCAAGGAGUCGCAUCUUAGAGGAUAUUGCAUAGAGAGCUCGAAGCCCCAGAGUCCCAGCAAGCGUCUGUCAGUGUCUCGAGGCAUCAAACAACUGUUCCAGUCCGCCACCAAGUUUGUUCGUUUCCUACAGAGGGGGGUGUACUUGGCGACUGUGUUCUACCACAAGGAUAACAUCCUGGUCACAGCCGAAGAUCAGAUCCCACUGGUGGAGAUCCAGUGCUGCUCCACCUCCAUCACCCAAGACUUCCUUUGGCUUGCCAAGCUGUCCUGUGCAUGGCAGCAAGUGCCCUGGCUACAGCAAGGGCUUUCCUCCGCUCACUCAUCUCCCUCCUCCCUCCUUCAGAACAGACACAACAUUUUAAGAGCUGUUUCCCAGCUGCAGUCUUCUCUGGGAGCAGUGGACCUGGGCCAGAUCUACUAUGAACCCCUGAAGGAUCGGCAGGGCAACGUACUGCUAGUCACUCUGAAGGAAUUUCCAAACACUCCCAGCCCCCCCGACCCCCCGCUCCACUGGAUGCCUCUGGCACGCCUGGAAAAGAACCGCAGCAGAACGCCUCUGCUGCCUGAGCCCACCGCCAUGGACAUGCUCGCUGAGCAGCUCAAGGAGAAGCUGUCCUUUCACAGGCACAGCCUCCAGUGCGCCCAGCCGGGUCUGUAUGUGGGCAUCCUGAAACUGUGUAGCUCGGUGGAACAGAUCAGGGUGCUGGUGCCUCAGAGGUUGCCCAGUUUACUCUGCCACACACGGGUUCGGCACAACGCGCACGUGACCAGAGAGGAGUGGACGUGGCUUCAGAGUCAUGUUUACACUGCAGCCAAUGGCGGUGUUCAGAGUCUGUUGGACGCUGAGGACGAGAGCACGAUGGAGAGCAGCAGUAUGGAGGAAUUCGUCAGGUCUCUGAGAGCAGCAGUCACACAUCUCCUGACGAAGCUCAACAUCCCCCUCUACAGGGCGUAUCAGUACGGCGUGUACACCCAGGAGUUGCUUCAGUUUGGGGAUAACCUGUCAAUGCUGCUGCUGCUGCCUCCCAGUGAGGACUUCAGCUCCAGUUACUGGCCUCUGGUGGGGAUCAAGGAGCCCGGCCUCACCAUGCCUCUGCAGAUCUUUGAGCUGGUUCACUUCUGGACAUAUGAGCGGGAUUUCCUCUCACAGUACUGUCAGGCCUGGGUAAGGCUGGAGCUGGACACUCACCUUGCCCAGCAGGCUCUACGGGAAGCGCUGGAGACCAAAGAGGUGCAGGAAGCCCGGGAGCGGCUGAACCACAUCAGUGGGCUUUCACAGCGUCUGGAUGUGGUCUGGAGGGAUGCCCGCUGGAUUAUGGACUGUCUACAGUGUGUUCGGUCCAAGCAGUGGGUGGGGGCGGUGCCUUUAGGCCUGGUGAUGGGAGGAGACCCACCACCAUGUCCUGAUGGUGAGGAAGAGGAGAGUUUGACUGUCCGAUUGUCAUGGCCCCAUCGAUUAGCACAGAGAGCCAUUACAGAGAAUUCGGGCAGUGCGACUCCACCAAACAUCGUCACCGCUGAGGUCUCAGCUCCAGCUAUCCCUGCAGAGGCUGCGCUGGUGUUGAUGGAGGGUGUCGUGAAGGGAGGGUACCCUGUAGACAUCACCACUCAGUUGCCUGCAGACUUGGCAAGUUCUGGCCAGUCAGAUUUGGGAUCUGGAAGUGCUUUAAUGGAGUCUGGAUUGAAGCCUGCUGCUGUUGCACAGCUGGAAGUGGACUAUCCAACUUUGGACACACAGGAGUCCUACAGCAGAGAACAGGACUUACCUUCCAGCAUCACUGAAGUAAUCCGGCCGAUGGAGAUGGCAGAGUUGGUGGACAUCUUGCCAACGCUGAGUCUCAUUGAGGAGGAGAACCCCUCAUGCCCAUCCACGCCAUCAGUAAUGGACAUGCUAGAGAGCUUUGGACUGGACAUUGGUGAAAGAAACUCCAUCUUUGAGUUUGGGAAUUCAGACCCAGUGGAUGGAAGCAGCUGCCCGUUGUCACAAGAACAAUACACGCCUGCCUCUUAUGGCACGGUGAAUGGCACAGACGGUGAUGCGCCUGUUUCCACAGACGUUCCUCAAGACGAAGCAGAGACUCAGAAGCUUCCCAGUAAGGGGGCGUGUCUUCCAGUAAGGAAUCAAGUGGAGUGGGAGAGACCCUCUAACAGCUCAUCCUGAUGUCAGCUUAAACACCUGGAUCCUUCAGACUUUAGUGUGAAUUUACAUGCAGAAAAUCCAAAUUUGACCCUGUGACUUAGACAUUCUCCUUGUUUCCUGAUCUUAAAUCAGUGUUUUAAAUGACAGGCAGAUACAAGCUCAUAUCGCACACUUGUCACACCCAAGAUAAUGGAAAAUACGGGAAAUGAAAAGGAGGCUGUGUGGAUUUUUUCCCUUUUUUUUUGCACAUUUCUUUGGCUUUAGUUUAUCUUUUCUAAUAUAGAGUCCAUUUAACCUUGUUAGGUGGAAAAAUUAAGCUAUAUUGUUGCUGUUAUGACUUGAAAACCCAUUAUUCACUACAGCACAAAAACAUCCACGCUGCUGCUUGUCGGAGCUGUAAACAAACCCAUUAAAUUCCCACAAUUCAGUCAAAUGGAAGCAUUUGCUUGGCAGAUUAAGAAAAGCUGUCAUACUUGCAUGUGUAACUGAAUAAUUACGGCUGCGUUUGGUUUGGUUCGAAGCGGUUUCUCUGGUUUAUUUACCACAGAGAGGCAAACUGAACGAGAGCGCUGAAAGCAUAUUAGAAUGUAAGAACACAAUAGGAUAUAAUGGUCUUGCCUUUCAGCUCGGCGUCUUUCAGUGAAAGUCAGUAUAUGGCCAUUUUAAUGAGACGCUUUUUCAAAUUAAACUUCUUUGUGCGUUGCCACAGUUAAUACUAUUAUGGAAGUGCAAUAUGUUAGGCAUAAAAUACAAAUGCUUGAGUCGGUUAGCCAGCCUUGAGAGGCUGAAUCAGCGUGCGACCUCAUAAACGAGCUGUAGUAAUGAAUGUACUAUUAAUGAAAUGACAUCUAAACAUCCCAAACAUCCAGAUAAAUGAAUUUAGAGGCCGUUUGUAUCUCCUACAUGUCCUCACUUCUAGGAGAAAAUCAAUGCCUGCAUGUCUGAUUUCAAAAGCCCCUGCACUCUCUGACAGCUGCUAAUGCACUCCUGCUUGUUUGACAUGUUAUCUCACUCUGUACUUGUUAAGGCUGGAAAUCCAUCAUAGUUUAAUGCAAUUUCAAAUCACUCGGAAUGACUUCAAGCGCCCGUUUGAUGCUGGAAGAUGGUGCACUUACACAGAUUGUUAAUUAAACAAAGAGGAGCGCGGAGUUUGACUUGAGAUAAGCAGCUUGGUAUUUUAAUCGCACCCCCAUCCCUUUAUGAUAAAACGAAGGCGUAGAAACAUCAGCUUUGAACGGUAUUUGGUUUAACAAUACAAUCUAGUGGAGCGAUCUGCUGAGAAUGUCCCCCCACUGAUGUGUCGAAAUCAUUCGUCUUAAAAGAGCAGAUAAUGGACUACAGCAGCGUGAUGUUCAAAUUCUUAUUAAGAUAGAGCCGGCUCUGACAAACUUUGAAUAGUUACAGGUGGGAUCAAAGCAGAAGUUUUUUCCCCCUGUGUAAUUUAAUGGGAAAGCAUUUAUGGUAUUUAAUAUGUGUAUCAGAGGAAACUUGGUCACCAUACAUCAGUUAGAGCACAUCAUUGAUCUUGUGCUUUAAAUGCUCAGUCUGUGUGUGAGGAGGUGAAAAGUGUUGGGAUGGUGAAAAGUCAUAUCAGGUUGACCUGACCAUACAGAGGGGAAUCUGCCCCCUUUGGUAACUUGAUGCACUUUUAGAUGGAAGACUGAGAAGAGUGAACUGGUGUUUGUUCUGAAGAUGAUGGACCAUAGAUGGCUGUUUACUGACACCUAGUGGUCAUAAAUGAUUAAAACUCUCUUCAAUUUGUGGCUAAUAUGCGAGUUUUGGCAUUCGAUUCAUGCUUUUCUGAUGUUUACAACUGGCUGGAACAUAGAUGCAAUGCAAUAAUGAAUAAUAAGAGAAAUAUUAAGUAAAGUGAAAACAAUCAAAACUAUUUAUCCUGUCACACUCAGAUCUGCAGUUUGUUGUGUUUAUCACAGCAGGGCUCACAGUAGUUACUGAAAUAUCUUUUGUUUCAAUAAAUAGGCCGCUCUUAACUCAUCUCAGCUCAUCUAAAUGACUUCAUUGCUACUGUUUUGGUGUCAUGUAUUUACUGUGCAAUCUGUGGCCUGCAGUUUAGGUUUCUCUUUAAGUGUCAAAAGACAAGGGAGGAAAUUUGACACCACAGGGCUAACUCUGGCUUAUUUAGUUAUUUUGCUGUUUGUGAAUAAGCACAGUCCAUUUCAA